AUCGCAUUUACAGACUUUGUUUGAAGUUUAAUCAACUUAUUUGAACACGACUAUAUCAUUAAUCGUCUGUUAAGUUUUGUUUGUGUCUGUGUGUGACUUAUAGAUAAUUUUAUAAUUAAUUUUUCAUAUUUUUAAAUAAUUAUAAACAAGGUGGUGAAAUUUUUAAACAAAAUGAGUUAUCCGGGUUAUCCAGGCCAUCAACAGGGCAUGCCGCAAUAUCCUUCAGGAUAUCCACCACAAUAUCCUACUCAUGGUCCACCAAAUAGUUUUGGAUCCCCUUAUCCACCAGCCCCGAAUGCACCAUACCCAACUCAACCAAAUGUACCCUAUCCAACUCAACCAGGUGCUCCUUAUCCACCAUCAAACUCUCCAUAUCCACCAAGUAAUUUCGGUUCUCUAUACCCUCCACAAAGUUCUCAAUAUCCUCCACCUGCUGCACUAUCGUAUCCACCAGGUAGCAUGAGUAUGCCUCAACCAACACAAAGUGAUUGUUAUCCAUCAAAUACUCCUUCGUAUCCACCCAAUCAGUCUUGUUACCCUACACAACCCAUGUAUGGUGCCCCUCAACCAGAUUAUGCAACUAAUCAAAGCAUGCCACAAUAUGGACAGCCACAGCAUACGAUGGCGCCUGGAAGUGCAUACGGUUCACAACAGAAUAUACGCGUUGAACCAUUGAAGCAUACACCAACUGUAGUACCAUAUGAACCAUUCAAUCCACGAAUCGAUGCUGAAGUGUUGCGUAAAGCAAUGAAAGGAUUUGGAACAGAUGAAAAAGCUAUUAUCAACGUACUAGCAAAUCGAACAAAUGCACAACGACUAGAAAUUGAAGAACAAUUUAAAACAUUAUUUGGAAAGAAUUUGAUAAAAGAUUUAAAAAGUGAAUUGAGUGGUAGAUUUGAAGAUUUAAUCGUUGCCAUGAUGACACCAUUACCUCAAUAUUAUGCAAAAGAAUUACAUGAUGCUCUAAGUGGAAUUGGAACCGAUGAAGAUACACUUAUAGAAGUGCUAUGUACAAUGACUAAUCAUGAAAUUCGAACUAUUCGACAAGCCUAUCAAGCCAUGUAUGGAAGUAAUUUGGAAGAUGAUUUAAUGGGUGAUACUUCGGGGCAUUUUAAACGUUUAUUGGUUUCUUUAUGCAAUGCUAAUCGCGAUGAAAGUUACACAAUUGACAAUGCUGCAGCUGCAGAAGAUGCUCGUGCCCUACUCCAAGCUGGUGAAUUACGGUUUGGUACUGAUGAAUCCACUUUUAAUGCAAUUCUUUGUCAACGUAAUUAUCCACAGUUGAAGCAAAUUUUCCAUGAAUACCAAAAUAUUACGGGACAUGAAUUUGAAAGAGCUAUUAAAAAUGAAUUUUCUGGUGAUCUUAAGGAUGGUCUUCUAGCUAUCGUAAAAUCAGUUAGAAAUAAAGCAGCUUUCUUUGCUGAACGACUUCAUGACAGUAUGGCUGGUUUGGGAACACGUGAUCGACAAUUGAUUAGAAUAAUAGUUACACGAAGUGAAAUCGAUAUGGGUGAAAUUAAACAAGCAUUUGAAGCACGUUAUGGAAAAACAUUGGAAAGUUUUAUAUCGGGUGAUACAUCUGGAGAUUACAAGAAAUGUUUACUUGCAUUGAUAUCAUAAAAAUAAAAGUAUUUCAGUUGAUGUUUUAUUGUUGUUAGUAUUUUUGCAUUUUGAAUGUUUCUACACGCAAGUGCUUUUUUACAAGUUUUUACAUGUGCUUUUUUACUAUUUUAAAUUUUUCCAACGGUCUAAUUCUAAUUCCAUUCUUUAAUUAAGAAUAUUUCUCAUUUUUAUAUUACAAAAAUACAAAUUUUCUUAUUCAUCAAAUUCAAGUCCUUCGCCCAUCGCGUGAAAUUUCCGCACUAAGUUGGUCGUGUCAUGACUAUGUGCCAAAAGUUCAUUUUUUGCAUCUUUCUAGCUUGUAAAGAAGAAAACGGGUAGUUUUAGGGGUAUUUUUCCUAUUUUCGGGGGGUUGUGAUGUAGGGAUUGAUAUUUUUCGAAGUAUUCUGUUAAUUGGACUUUAUUUGAAUCGAUUGGUGAAAAUCCCAUCGUUCUAGCAUGUAUAGAACAAAAAAUCGUUAUUUUGGGGUUACUUUUCCCAUUUUCGAGAGGGUUUCAAUGAAAAAGUUCCUCUAAAAGUGCCUUAGAAUUUGUAUCGGUAUGUCUGUGUAUGAGUGAGUCAGCUUCAAAUUACAGUAUUUUAGAUUUUUUAAAUAUCCCACCUGAAAAUUGUUAAAAAUUUUAAAUAUAAUUAAUUAUUCAAAGAUAAUUCCUUAGAAAUAAUUUAUUAAUCAUAAAUAAAAGCAUUAAUUACCUUAAUAACGUAACCUCAAAGUAAAUUUAUAAUCUCAUUUCAUAACUAAAAUAUAGAAUAAUUUAUAGAUCAUAAUUAAUAGUUCAAAUAAUAAAACAUAGAUGGAUCUACAGUUAACUUGAGUAUCUGACAACGCUGUAAUCGAAAUCAACUAUCAGUCUAAGGUCGCGGAAAUAGAUCAGAACUUGAUAUUGAUAAUCGAGAUAUAAUAAUUGGAAUGAAAUAGGUUUGAAUGAAUACUAGAAUAUUUAAAAUAUAUAUUACAUUUAUUCUGAGCUUCUGAUCGCGCCGCGCUUAUCAUGCGAUGGACGAAGGGUUAAAAAUACCCCCAAACUAUUUUAAUUCAGUGGUAUAAGGUGGCACUUAUUGAAUUGGAGUAGAAUCUUUUUAGUUUUAGUCUAAUAAAAAGGUAAUUGAAUAACAAA
Molecule: messenger RNA, 2739 nt
Organism: Chrysoperla carnea
Lineage: Eukaryota; Metazoa; Arthropoda; Insecta; Neuroptera; Chrysopidae
Product: annexin B9-like
Exons: 10
Coding region: 172-1620 (482 amino acids)
Cellular component (GO): cytoplasm
Molecular function (GO): calcium-dependent phospholipid binding; calcium ion binding
Source: RefSeq, a predicted model, not a curated record